CUUUAUCUCAGCUUCUUCCGAGCAAACAGUGUAUCCAGUUCCAAUGGCAUUAGAACAAACUGUAAUGCUAACCAGAAAACCCCUCAAUUGCACCCCGAAAAACCCUUUACCAAUUUCGUAUCUUCCCUCACUUUCCCGAAGUUUUCAAUCUUUAUCCAUUACGACAAUUUCAAACCGAAGCAAACGAUUAGGUUCAGUAUGCAGAAUAAGAUGCUCAUUUGAUUACAACAACACAGCUGCAAACAAUAACAAUGGGGUUUAUGAAUACGAGCGGUUUGCAGUUUCGCAAUACCCGAGGCCCUCUGAGAUUCAGUGGAAGAAAGAGCUUUGCAACUCCGUACAACUCAUCGGAAUUGUUGCGACCCCUGUCCAAAUCAAGCAUCUUCCUUCCGGGAAGGUCUUAGCUUGGUCUCGACUCGCCGUCAAGAAAUCACAAAAUGAAACGGUUUGGAUUAAUUUGACAUUCUGGGAUGAGAUGGCACACAUUGCUUCUGAGCAUGUAGAGAAAGGUCAACAAAUAUAUGUAUCUGGUCGCCUAGUCUCAGAUACUGUUAAAAAUGAAGACGAGAGCCAGCAGACCUAUUAUAAGGUAGUAGUUCAGCAACUAAAUUUUGUAGAAAGGGGCCCCUCCCCAGUUUCACUGUACAAUGGUGACUCCAAUUCCCCAACACCAGGUAGAAAGCAAAACAAUUAUGCUGCAAAUACUACAGGUUCCACAGAGGAACUAUGGCAAGCUUUCUUUGCUAAUCCAUUAGAAUGGUGGGAUAACAGGAAAAACAAGAGGAGCCCAAACUACCCAGACUUCAAGCACAAAGAUACCGGCGAAGCAUUGUGGGUUGAAAGCAGGUAUAAUCCACCUUGGGUGAAAUCACAGCUUGCUAUACUGGAUUCAAGGAUGGAAUCGAUUCAUGAUCAAAGUUCUAGCAUGCAUGUGAACUUCAUGUCUACUGAUAGUCUUGGGCCUUAUUAGCUGCUUAUCGUGCCCCAAGCCCCCACGUACUUAUUACUUUUUGUUCAUAAUUUCCCCUGAAAUUGUACUUCGGUAUAGUUUUGAAUUUUUGGGAUAUAUUUUGACUGCUUGAAUCUGUAUGCUUUUAUUGUUGAACCAUCUUAUCUAAUAGUUUAAAUAGUUAGAGUGAAGAUAUACUUAUUUAAA
This is a messenger RNA of Olea europaea var. sylvestris, 1156 nucleotides long. Its product is annotated as protein OSB1, mitochondrial-like. The transcript has 5 exons. Bases 44 to 970 code for a protein of 308 amino acids. The record is from RefSeq and is a predicted model, not a curated record. Gene Ontology annotation, biological process: positive regulation of helicase activity; mitochondrial DNA replication. NCBI's taxonomy places the organism in Eukaryota, Viridiplantae, Streptophyta, Magnoliopsida, Lamiales, Oleaceae. Gene Ontology annotation, cellular component: mitochondrial nucleoid. Gene Ontology annotation, molecular function: single-stranded DNA binding.